AUGUCGCCUAAAUAUAAGAAAACAACAUCGAUACAACCAGCCUUGUCGGAGACGCAGGAGGCCGAUCAUUCCUGGCUAGGCCCAAUAUGGGCCAGUGUUGAUCGGAUAAUGAACGAAGAACAGGUGGAUGCAAAAACAUACAUGGAAAGUUACACGGCUAUCCACGAAAUCGUGCGUUGUCCGAGCCCUUCUCUCUCGGCCCCAACUCUUUACAAACAUUUUAGUGAUUAUCUGAAAAAAUAUCUUCUUUCCGUACAGCGUCGGCUGAAGGGCGCUACUGAUGAGGAUGUUCUGAUUCUAUAUGUCAAAGAAUGGGACAAAUACGCUAAAGCAGCUCGAUUGAAUAACAACCUCUUCGGAUUCUUGAAUCGUCAUUAUGUACGAAGGGAAAGAGAUGAAGGGAGAAAGAACAUUUAUAUAAUAGGCUCCUUGCACUUGAUCCGAUGGAAAGAAGACGUGAUAAAUGAGAUACCGGAAGAGGUCACAAGAGAAAUUCUGAAACAGCUCGAAAAACAACGAAAUGGCGAAACUAUUAAGCAGGACGUUCUAGAGCGUGUCAUAGAUUCUUUCAUCUCGCUGGGAACUGACAUAAUUGGUAAUAUCGAGCCAAACCUUGACGUCUAUAUGAAAUGCUUCCAGGAGCCUGUUCUGGCGACUACCGGGGAAUAUUAUAUAAAAGAACCCCAUCAGCUUGCAGGUGAAAAUAUUGUGGUCAAAUACAUGAGAAAGGCCGAGACUCGACUAGAAGAGGUGAAGAACAGGGCUGUUGUAGUUGCCGAUCGCAAUUAA
This is a messenger RNA of Talaromyces proteolyticus, 789 nucleotides long. Its product is annotated as Cullin repeat-like-containing domain protein. Gene Ontology annotation, molecular function: ubiquitin protein ligase binding. The coding region runs from base 1 to 789 and encodes 262 amino acids. Gene Ontology annotation, cellular component: SCF ubiquitin ligase complex. The transcript has 4 exons. The record is from RefSeq and is a predicted model, not a curated record. Gene Ontology annotation, biological process: protein ubiquitination; SCF-dependent proteasomal ubiquitin-dependent protein catabolic process. Lineage: Eukaryota; Fungi; Ascomycota; Eurotiomycetes; Eurotiales; Trichocomaceae.